AUGGCAUCCAACGCCGAAGCCCCGAACCUCAAAGUCGAGACCAAGGAGGCAGAGUCUUCACAACACAUUGAAGACCAAGAUGCCCUCGACGCCAGUGUCAAAAUUGCCGAGCACCGACAGCUCGAGGAGAUUGAGGAUACGCAGCCCGGACCGUUUGUUUGGCUCUGCGCAUCCGCUGCCGCGAUUGGCGGUAUGCUCUUUGGCUACGAUACGGGUGUCAUCUCGGGCGUCCUCGUCGUCAUUGGCUCCGACUUGGACGGGCGGCCGUUGACAUCCAACGAAAAAGAACUCAUCACGGCUCUAUGUGCCGCGGGAGCCUUGGUAGGUGCCAUCAUAGCCGGUAUCACUGCCGAUAAAUAUGGUAGAAGACCUGCCAUCUGGUUUGCCAGUGUCUUGUUUACUGCUGGGGCUCUUGUCCAAGCACUCUCGUAUUCUAUCAUCCAAAUGUGCAUUGGUCGAUUUCUAAUCGGCCUGGGUGUGGGUUCAGCUUCAAUGAUUGUACCUGUUUACAUUGCAGAACUGUCACCUGCCAGAUACCGUGGCCGGAUGAUCUCGGUAGACAUGAUAUUCCUGGGCACCGGCUCGAUCCUCGCAUACGCAUUUGCCGCUGCAUUCACAAACGUAGCGCACGGUUGGCGAUACAUGGUGGGCGUAGGUGGCAUCAUCUCCAUCAUUCUCGGCGUCCUGCUCUUCUGGUGCCCAGAGUCGCCUCGUCAACUCAUGUUCCAUGGCCGCCGGGCCGAUUGUGAAAGAGUACUGCGUCUAAUCUACCCCCAUGCCACCGAACGAAACGUCGAAAAUAAAAUGAUAUCCUUGGAGCUUGGAGUCAUGCAGGCAAAGGCCCUGUCUGAGGAGAUCUCACUGCGAACGGCUACCAAAAAUAUCUUCAAAGUGCCUGCAAACUUGCGAGCUGUCACUGCAGCAUGUGGUUUGAUGUUCUUUCAACAAAUAUGCGGGUUUAAUACCAUGAUGUACUACUCGAGCACGCUGUUUGCUAUAGUCGGAUUCGAAAACCCCGUGGCCGUUGGUACCAUUAUCGCUGCCGUAAACUGGAUAUUCACAGUGGUAUCCAUCAUCUUCAUAGAUCGCAUCGGGCGACGUCGAAUUUUGAUCUGGACCAUGUGGGCAAUGCCAGUGUGUCUUGCUGCUGCUGCUAUCGCCUUCCACUGGAUUCCGAUCGAUCUCAAUACCCUCGAAGUGACCGAUGAUCACGUCAGUACACCGGCAUACAUCGUAUUGGUGGCUUUAAUUCUGUUCGUGGCCUUUUAUGCUGCGGGACUAGGAUGUGUGCCGUGGCAGGCCAACGAAUUCAUGCCCAUGGAAGUUCGUGCCAUGGGUACUACGGCAAUGAACAUUUUCAACUGGGGUCCAAACAUCAUUGUGUCAUCCACCUUUUUAUCCAUGAUGAAGGGUAUUACCCCGUCAGGCACCUUUGGGUUCUAUGCCUGCACCUCGUUUCUCGGCUGGGUGUUUGCCAUUUACUGCUUCCCUGAGGCGGCUACCAUGACGCUGGAGGAGAUCAGGGCCGUUUUCGAGCACGGAUUUGGCGUCAAGUACGCCGAGGAGUGGCGCAAGCAGAAGAAACUCAGUGAUAGAUCGUCGUAG
Molecule: messenger RNA, 1605 nt
Organism: Pestalotiopsis fici W106-1
Lineage: Eukaryota; Fungi; Ascomycota; Sordariomycetes; Amphisphaeriales; Sporocadaceae
Exons: 3
Coding region: 1-1605 (534 amino acids)
Biological process (GO): transmembrane transport
Cellular component (GO): membrane
Molecular function (GO): myo-inositol:proton symporter activity
Source: RefSeq, a predicted model, not a curated record